This is a messenger RNA of Candida dubliniensis CD36, 1128 nucleotides long. RefSeq lists its product as uncharacterized. Bases 1 to 1128 code for a protein of 375 amino acids. Lineage: Eukaryota; Fungi; Ascomycota; Pichiomycetes; Serinales; Debaryomycetaceae. The record is from RefSeq and is a predicted model, not a curated record. The transcript has a single exon.
AUGUCAGAUAAUGUUGAGAAUAAUAAUUCAAUGAUUUCGGCGUAUACAAGAAUUUCUCCUGAUUCAAACGAUCUGCAUUUUAUCAAAAUCGUCAAAUUUCAACGACAAGCAGAUAAGACACCAACAUCAAUUCCAUUCCCUACAACAUUACCAAAUAACACAUCUACUAGCAACAACAACAACAACACCAUUCAAGACUUAUCUGAUGGUAAAAGAGUUCAAUUGGGAAAGAAAAUUAUGGAACGGUUGUACACUGUGGGGAUUUUAUCUCGAAAUGUGAUUCAAAAAUGUCGAAAGAAUUCAUCUACAAUAUCCUCACCGGAAUCAUCAGUGAUAGAAUCGUCAUCAUCAUCAUCAACUCAGGACAGUAUAAACCAUUCAGUACUACCAGUUUCAAAUAAUGGAUCUGAAAAUGGAGAAAAUGGCCAUAUUCUUCCAUCAUCACCAACAUCGACAUCAAGUGCUAUGUCCACGUCAAAUUCAACAUUAUCAAAAACAAGUGAUACUUCAAGUCCACCUUCUGCAAAUGGCAAAAAGAAAAGAGGAAGGAAACGUAAAUUAUCACUGGAUGAUAAACAAACGGAAAUCGACAAUUGUAAGAUCUACAAUUGUAAAAUUAAAUUGAAUAUGUCUCACGGUGAUGAAAAGUUUCAUGUUCGUUUGCAGUUUGUAUAUAAAACAAAACCAAAAGUAUUCACCUCCCACAACAACAACAACAGGAAAAACAAUAAUUAUAUUAGUAGUGGUAAUCAUUCCAGAAAUGGAUCCUAUAACUACAAUGGAAACGGUGUUAAUUCCAAAGAAACCAACUCCAGUUUUAGUCGCAACAAUAAUGCAUCUCCCAAUGGACUCAAUAGAUUACUCAACCCAUCUACAACAGAGACUCCAAACCUUAGCAAUGGACACACAAAUCACAGUUUGAGUACAAAUGGAUCAAUAAUACCACUUGAAGAAGAGAAAGUACCAAACAUGUAUAUUACAUUUGACGAAUUGAUCAAUUAUUUACGAGAUAAGAUAUUUUUCCCAGAAAACAAGAAAAACCUUCGUGGAAUUGAGGUUAAAAUAAACUAUUUAUUACAAUUGUGUUCAUUUAAAUGUCUGAUCAAUGGAACUGAGAUUGAUAUUUAG